This is a messenger RNA of Solenopsis invicta (red fire ant), 4732 nucleotides long. Its product is annotated as phospholipase B1, membrane-associated-like. The transcript is spliced from 8 exons. Gene Ontology annotation, biological process: phospholipid metabolic process. Gene Ontology annotation, molecular function: glycerophospholipase activity. NCBI's taxonomy places the organism in Eukaryota, Metazoa, Arthropoda, Insecta, Hymenoptera, Formicidae. The coding region runs from base 2428 to 3720 and encodes 430 amino acids. The record is from RefSeq and is a predicted model, not a curated record.
GGGGCAUAAUAGAAUUUUGCAAGUUUUUAAUAAAACAAUAAUUUCGUUCUUUUAAUCUAUUCUUUUGCAAUAAAACUUGUUUUUUUUUAAAUGAAUAUUCUAAAGAAUAUUUUCAUAAAAAAUCAAUGUAAUUUAUUUACUUUUAAUAUGUUUAAAACUAGUUUAAAAUAACUAUGCCCGUUAUUCUCCGGGUUCCCCUACCUAUAUUCUUUCGUUCAACUAAAAUUUUUUUAUAUAAUGUUUCUCAUUAGCACUCAAUUUCGUUUCCAAAAAAUUGUUCAUUGAGAACAAGGAGAAAUAUUUUUAAUUCGAAAAAUACGGUGGAAUACGACAAAAUUAAUUUUAGUGCAUCUGCGAAAAAAUAAAGAUGCAAAAAAAAAUUAUUGUAUCAUAAGGCGAUACUAUAUAAUACAGAAUUUUAAACUUUGACGUUUUUGCUGCAAUUUCAAAUUUUGUAAAGUGCAAUAUAAUAAAAAUGUGAAAUUUCAAAGUGCAUUAAAAGUUGUGUGAUAACUGCAAGCAUUAAUACAUUUCUUUGAGCCCUAUUAUUGGACAUUCAUACAAAAUAAAUCGACGAUUUACUGCUUUUAAUAGCGGUACUAGGAAUAGAAUUAAACAAUGCUCAAAAGUUUUGAGGCUUAAUAAAAUAUCUGACCAUCGCGCACAAGAGAGCAACUAGAAGAGAAGUAUAUCUUGUCAGCAACAUAACAUUAAUAUUUUAGAGGCAGCAAUUUCAGUAAAAGAUAUCUUAUAUGAAACUGAAAUAAACUCUGUGUAAGUUGAAAAAUAAAUUUUUUAAUUUAGUAUAAACUGCACUUAAAAUUAAACGAAUUACUUUCAAAACUAAUUUUCAAUCAGUGCCCAAGAUUUCUCAAGAAUCAAUGCACCGAUCACUUGAAAAUUUUACACGCUUCUUUUAGACAUCAUUUAAACCUAGUCUUUAAUCAAAAGAGUUUUUUCUAAUGAGUACUUUUUUAUAAACAAAAAAUAUACAUUCUUUUGAAAAUCGAAAUUUGAAUUUUGAACAACUGCCAUUUUGUUCCGAUUUCAAUUUGUCAGAAAAUUAAUUGAUCAAAGACUAAACUAACUCAUAUGUUAACUAAAUCUUUUUUGAAUUUGUUAUUUCAAGUAAUGGUUCCAAAUAAUAUUGAUCAUCGCAACGCUCUUUUGGAAAAAUGUCUUCCCAGACAGUCGGCUAUAACUCAUACUAAUAUUUUCACAUAAAAAAUUAUAAAGCCUUUGUCAAAUAUUAAUUUUUUGAUCAAUCAAAAAGAACCUUUUAUGUAAAUAAAUGCACGUACUUUUUAAAACAAAAAUUGCAAAAAUUCCGUUUUUGUUUCAGCCUCUUCACUAAGCAUUUUAAGAAAAUAAAUUAACUUACGUCUACAUUCGUUAAAUAAUAUCAAUCUGUAAAAUAGCUAGACACGGAAACAACAAUGGAAACUUUAUUAUUUAAUAUGAUAGUUUAAUUUAUAUUUAGGACAAACUCAACGAUGAUUAAUAAACAAAGAAAUUUGCUCAUUAUGCAAAUAAUUGCAAAUUUACCGCCAAGUUUUACGUUAACGUCUUUAAAGAUCAUUAGAUAAUUGUGUAAUAGUUGUAAAUAAUUGUAAGGUGCAACUAAGAACCGGUAUUACCAGUUAUAAGUUAUUUAUAAAAACGUAUUAUUUUCACUUUAUUAUAGGAAGUAGUAAUUAUAACAUCGAUAAUCAUUAAGGAGAUGUGAUGAAUAUUUACGCGCCUUCAUGUUUUUGAAAUUGUUGCAUUUUAUUGUUUAUUUUAUUAGCAUUUUUUAUUUAUGCUAUUCUGUUAAUACAAUGUUGCAGAUAAGAGAGAAUAAGAUAUGGUACGAAAAUGGACCGUUGCAGAUGUUUCAUGUAAUAUUUCCUAAUCGCUAUAAAUUUCAAUCUCGUAAGUUCUAGUUCCUCACUUUGCUAAAGAUAUAAUUUGUCUGCGUAGUAAUAUACCCAUUUAAAUUUAUUAUUUAUUUAUGCUUUAAAUUGGUGGAAUGUUUGUAACAAUUGUAACUUCGUGGAAUCUGAUUGAUAAUGCAUUAUGGAUACGAAAAGCGGAGAAUGAUCAGUUAAAUGUUACAAUUUUCGUUCUAGUGGUCGUCGGAAUUAUCAUAAUGUCCAUCGCUCUUUUUAGAAUCGUUGUUGCUUUACGGGAAGUCAAGUAUAUGCUCAAAACAUGACGCAGAACAGGAUGACCUUGCCUCCGAUUGACUGACUGACGAUGCGAUGAAGGUCCUCCACUGCAUCCGAGCCUUCUUUGUAGGUUCUGCUCCGUGAUGGAACAUUGAAUAUCUCGAUCUCCGCGACGGUGCAACACGUCUUUGCUACAAAAUAUCACGUUUCGAGUGUGAACGUGGCACCGUCGGGGUGAUUUCAAAUUGUGGCUUAUUAUCGGUUUCGCAACUCGAGCACAAUGUGGAAGUGGUGGCAACUCUACUACAUCCUGCAGAUAUUCGUGUUGGCAUCGGAAAGGAAAUCCGCCCUCGAUACACCCUUUAAUAUAAUGUUACUUCGUGCCUUCCGAGAAUGGAGUUUCAAUGCUUUCGGUUGGACAGGAACGGAAGAAAAGUAUUUGCAAAUAGCUCGAAAAGCAAAUAAAAUGCAAAAAAUCGUUCCCGAUGAUGUUCCAUUCCCUUGCAAUGUGACAGGUGGCCGAUCGCCGAAAGUGCCAACGUCAGUGCACAAAUUAAGACCAGGUGAUAUCGAUGUUAUCGCCGCGAUGGGUGAUUCUCUUACAGCCGGAACUGGCAUUUUUGCAAACAAUGUGCUUCAGGUCGCUGUAGAGAACAGAGGAGUUACCGCGGCCGGCGGAGGCCAAGGCACGUGGCGAGAAUAUUUAACUCUUCCCAACAUCCUCAAGGAAUUCAACCCCAAUCUGAUAGGCUAUGCAUUGGGAGACUCUUUGACGACUCACAAAGCGGCACAGUUGAAUAUUGCGGAAAGCGCUGCUGUAUCCGCGGAUAUGCCGUAUAUGGCGGAAGUACUAGUCAAAAAGAUUAAGAAAGAUCCGAGGAUAGAUUUGCAAAAACAUUGGAAGUUUAUUUCGCUAAUGAUUGGAAGCAAUGACUUUUGCAAUGAAAUAUGUUGGACUUCAUCACCUUGGUCAACGCUUGAAACACACAAAACCGACCUACUUAAAGUUUUGCGGACACUAAGAGAUAAUUUACCGCGGACUUUUGUGGCAUUGAUUCUGCCACCCCAUUUAAAGGCCUUAGUCGAUACUCGUAAAGGAAGAUCAACAUUUACUUGUUUUGUUACAACGGACGUCGAAUGUUCUUGCUUGUUUGGUUCUUCAUUUCGGCGUUUUAGGCCUCUGUAUUACAACAUUAUGUCACAGUGGCAGAAGCUAGAUAUGGAAAUCGCUACUUAUCCAGAAUUUCAAAGAGAUGAUUUCGCAGUCGUAAGUGAGCCUACCCUAGCAAAUAUAACUAUACCACUUGCUUUAGAUGGAUACGCCGACACGACAUAUUUGAGCAGCGAUUGUUUUCACGUUACUCAAAAGGCCAAUGCUCUAUAUGCUAACGGUUUAUGGAACAACUUGUUCGAGCCAGUGGGUGCCAAAACGAUGACUUGGGAAACUCUUUUCCACAAAUUUCACUGCCCAACGCCGGAGAGACCCUAUCUGACAACAAUGUUAAAUUCACAGCAACAAAGUGUUAAUACUAAAACUGUCAAUGCAAUUCGAACAAGAAAUAUUGGCACUUGAUAAAAAAAAGUAUUGCUAAUGUUAUUAGGUUAUCAGUCAUAGUUGCGAUUUGCGUUGCCGCGGUCUUUAAACGGAGUUACAGUGCCAAUUAUUUAAGCGUAGAAAAAACAUUACUAUAUUUAUAUGAACCUUUUAUGGAACAAAAAUAAAAUAUUGAUAGAUUAUUUCGUUCAAAUUUUACCGAUUAUUUCAUGAUAAAGAGUUAAACAAUGUAAUAACUCAAAUACUUUAUCCAUUUCCGAUAGAUUUAAUACAUGUAAACCAUUCAAUUUAAUUGUAAUUAAUAUAUUUAGAAUUAUGUUGUAAACUGCAAGGAGAUGUGUGAACGAUGCGAUCAAUGUUAUUUCAAAAAAAUAAUUCAGUAGUUCGAAAAGAGAACAUUUUAAAAAUAUUUAAAUAAGUUUCUCUAACUUUUUCUACGUAUGCAACACUAAAUUGUGAAUGGGUUUGAAAAGACAAGGUUUCUUGUAACAUCGACUGUCUCUUACAUUGUCUCUUAUUUAUUCUUACUCACGUAUCUAAUCUACUGCAUAGAAAUACAAACAAAUACAGAGAAACCGUAAAUAUUUUCAUCACAACCCAUUGGGGAUUACCUCAAUAGGCACUGAAGCAAGUCUUUCUUCGGCACGCUUCAUUCAUGUUUAGUAGUGUCAUCCGAUAAUACCAGCCAAAGCGAAUUAGCUUCUUUCUUGAUAUGUGUAAACCGUGGAAUUCUUCCAUUUCGAAAGCAGCAUAAUUUAUUAACAAUAACUCAAGGAGAUAGUGUUCAGAUAACUAUUUAGUUUACAAUUUUCUAUGUAAAAAAUAAUAUUAACAGUUCCUAUGUAAAAGAAAAAAAAUGUCAAUUAUUGAACUGAAAGUUUCACGCUGUGAAAGAGUCAAUUUUAGACACGAGAGAAUUAUAUUUAGUGAAGAAAAGUACAAUUAAGAUGAAAAAUAAUAAGAAUUAUAUGGCGAUUGUUUGAUCUUUUGACUGUGUAACGAUGCGAAAUAAGAAACCAUCGGAAAGCAA